GCCUAUGUUUUCUUCUCCCCCGCCUCCAGCCCAAUCCGGCGUGCCGUCAACAAAAUACGAGUUCUUGGCAGCCCAACGCGGGCCGGGAUCAACCGCCCGACGUCACUCCUUUUCCGGAUCAGGUCACACAGGACGCUAUCACCAGAUCUCGCCUCACACGCUAUGAACGGCCCACGUUCAGGUCGAUCGAUCGGUCCGGAUAUAAAUCUGAACGCUUGUCCUCUCUAUCCUUGGUAGGAGGCUUGUUGUAGACAUCAUCUCGACAACUACACCAACUACACAUACAUAAUACACACAUAUAUCUAAUAUAUUACUCUUUCGCCCUUUCGACUGCCAAAGGCCUAGUUCGUACAACUACUCAUCCCUUAUCACGAUAAUCCCCCAUUAUUAGUGGUAGCGACACCUAUUACCACAAGAACACGACCAACUAUAAAAACUACGAACGCUCGCACGUCAUUCCCAAGUCCGCCAUCACAAUGCGAGGCUUCUUCUCUACCAUCGCCACCCUCCUGCCGCUAGCCGCCGCCGCGCCGAUGGUUGCAGAGGUGCGCGACAGCAACCCGGGCUGCCAGGCUGCCUCGUUCGGUAACUUCGAGUGGACGAUUGAGGACUUCGUGUACCACUCCAACUACAUAUUCACCACGCCAGCGCACCAGAAUUCGUGGGGCUACGUCGACUUCAACCUGACGAACCCGGCCCUCGAGUACCCGGCCGUGUGCAGUGCGCGCAGCAACCAGCUGAGCGACUUCUUCUACGGCACGAUGCCUUACAGGUGCACCGUCCCCGACGGCUCCACCACCGAGACCACCUUCGACUUCAGCCGGCCCAGCGGCGCCCUCAACGUCAACCAGACCUGGACCUGCAGCGACACCGAUCCCAAGUAUCCAACUACGAUCCACGCCUACGGGUCCGUCAACCUGACUCUGUCCUGCACGGACGAGACGUGGAUCAACCCGAACUGGACGAUGGGCCAGAUCUACUCGAGCCGGAUAGUCGAGUGCGAGCCCGUCACGCUUCCGCUAAAGCCGUACCUGAUAACUGCCGUCGCCUAAACCGGGGACGAGAGGGGGAAGGGGUUUCCUGGGGCGUCAUUUUUUAUGAGGAACGACUUCGACGGACGGAUGCAUGAUAGGGAUCUUCAUGGGUGGGUUUCUACGAACCAGGGCGUAACGGACACGAGCACAAAAUGAUGUUACGAGAUUCCAACUAGAUAUUAUAGACUCGACGUCAUCACAUGGAAGGCGACAAUUUAAUGUUAAUAUGGAUCAUGAGAAUACCUAGGUAGAGAUACACAUAUAUAGCUAUGCAAUUUUACACGGAUAGAUCUAGGUAUGUUUUUGGGUACCUAUAUCUCACACACACACACGAAUCUAUGUUAUUAUGUUGCUUAACUAAGGCGCUUAUCGAGCCGGCAAAGUGCUCAUUAAUCUCAUCAUAGGCACAUCGCUCUAAGUUCUCCGGGCUUGUCUUAGUGAGCACCUCAUUGAAUGUGUCUAUAUACCGCCAAAUGUAGUAUUAUCAGACCUCCCAAGUGUCUAAGU
Messenger RNA from Durotheca rogersii, 1541 nucleotides. RefSeq lists its product as uncharacterized. The transcript has 2 exons. Bases 477 to 1052 code for a protein of 191 amino acids. NCBI's taxonomy places the organism in Eukaryota, Fungi, Ascomycota, Sordariomycetes, Xylariales, Xylariaceae. The record is from RefSeq and is a predicted model, not a curated record.